Vidua chalybeata is the source of this 650-nucleotide messenger RNA. RefSeq names its product small integral membrane protein 15 (gene SMIM15). The record is from RefSeq and is a predicted model, not a curated record. NCBI's taxonomy places the organism in Eukaryota, Metazoa, Chordata, Aves, Passeriformes, Viduidae. The coding region runs from base 168 to 392 and encodes 74 amino acids. The transcript is spliced from 3 exons.
CGCCGCUCCCGCCCGAUCGGGCUGGGCGGGGCAAGCACCUCCUUCCUGUUUCCGCUCGGAAUCCCGGAGCCCUCCAGGGCCGCGGGAGCUCGGCUCGCCCUUUCGCCGCUCGGCAGGCCCGGAGGGUGCCCGGCGCCGCAGGUUUUCUCAAUAGGAAAACAGAAAAGAUGUUUGAUAUUAAGGCUUGGGCUGAGUACAUCGUGGAGUGGGCUGCCAAGGACCCCUACGGCUUUCUCACAACUGUGAUCCUGGCUCUCACGCCACUGUUUGUAAUUAGUGCAGCGCUGUCAUGGAAGCUUGCAAAAAUGAUUGAGGCCCGGGAACGAGAGCUGAAGAAGAAACAGAAACGCCAGGAGAACAUUGCAAAGGCCAAACGAACAAAGAAGGAUUAAAUGGGCAAAAAUGGCCUUCCUUGUGCAAGGAAUCCACUUUUAAAAUGAAAUACUUGUACAUUUUGUGUUGCAAUUGUCCUUUGAUACUUGAUCCUGUUAUUUCUUGAAGUAUGAAAUUUAAUACUUCCAGUGUAUUUUUUUCCUGCUGAUUUGUGUUAAAAUUUGCCCAAGCGACAUUUGUUAAUUAUAUUUACUACUUGUAUUCUAGUGCAGGUUGCUUUUCUAAAUUUGCAUGUUAAAUUAAAAACUUAACCUCUU